AUGGAAAAAUGCUGCUAAUUAAUUGAAAGACAAAAGUAUUCAGAAGCAUUGAAAUCAUUAAUCUAAAUUUUAAAAAAUGAAAUUAAUGCGCCUAAAUUGAAUACAAUACAUUUUAUUCACUUGAUUCUUAGUUAAAGUUAAAGAUAUAAAUAAGUCUAAAUAAAAAUAUUAGAACUGUUAAGCCCUGAACUUAAUUAAGAAGAGAAAUAUUUUAACUUAGCUUUUGAUUUAAUCAAUUUAUACAUAGAUUAGAAUAAUUAUGCUUCAGCCAAAAGUAAGUUAAAAUAGUUAAGAAGAUAUAUAUAAAAAGUUGAAAAUAACCUUGUUUUUAUGUAUAUGAUUGAAUAGAUGGAAAUUUUAUUAUCGCAUAAGCAAAAGAAUAUAAAUUAAAAAAAAUAAGUAAUUCUCUUUGAUUAAUAAAAGCUUGAAACAUAUGGGGAAUUAAGUAAACAAGAGAGGACAUUGAAUUAUUUUGAAUAUGAUGGUAUGCCAGUGUAUUUGAUUCCAGUAAGAUGGUUGAAUAAAUGGAAAAGUUAUGUAACUGAGACCCCAAUAUAAUCAAACAGUGAUUGUUUAAAUAUUGAGAAUGAAUUAGAUACAUUAACUAACUUAUUAAAAAUAUAAAUAGAUGUUGAAAUUGAAGAAUAAGUAAUACAUCCAGGUCCAAUAAAUGGAUUUAUAUUAAUUUAUGUGAUGCAAUAAAUUGAUUUAGAUUUAUUUGAACCCAAAAAACAUACUAAUUAUUUUAUAAAGGAAAAUUUAAGAGAAGGAAUAGAUUAUAUUAAGGUAGGUUUUAAAAUAUAUGAAUAUUUAAAAAAGAUUUAUGGUGGAUUUGAUGUUAAAAGAAUGAUAGUUGAACAUAGCCAAACCUAAAUUAGAUAUGUAGAUGUAAAUUUAUUUAAUUUAUAUUAAUAAUAGUUAAUACUUAGAUAAAUAUAAUUUAUAUUCUUCCCAGCGGAUUAUCCUAUUGAAGUUAGAGUUAUAACUGCAAAUAAUAAAGAUUUUAUAUCAGACUUAUCUUAAAAAGUAAUGAGAAUAUUUAAAUUUUAAAAUAAACUUAGAUGGUGGAAAUUUAUCAAUUUAGAAGAAUAAAACAAAUUUAUGUAGAAAAAAAAUUAAUAAUUUUUGAAUGGAUAUUUAUUAGAAAAAUCAACUCUAAUAGAGGAAAUUAAUUUUACUAAUUCUGAUAUAUUUAUUUGUGAAGUUAAAGUUAAUAAGGAUUGGGAUUUGUCAAAUAAGGAAAAUAAGGAGAUGUAAUAUCAAUUGGAAAAUACAUCUAUUAUUUCAUAGAAUAAUUAUGAUUUUAAUCCACUUAAUGUUAGACGAGAAUCCUAUAGAUAUUAUAUGGCUUACGAUUCUAUUGAUGAGGAAGAUAAUCAUGAAUAAACAAUUAAAUCUGGGCUGACAGGAUUAUAAAAUUUAGGUAAUACAUGUUUUAUGAAUGCUGCAAUACAAUGUUUAAGUAAUACUUAUGAAUUCACUGAAUUUGUAUUAAGUAAAGAGUUUUAAAAUUAAUUAAAUAAAUAGAAUCCUUUAGGAACUAAAGGACUUUUAGCAUCAACCUAUUGUGAUUUAAUGAAAUCUAUGUGGUUUGGAAGUGAUAGUUCUAUUAGUCCAUAUUAAUUAAAAAGAGUUAUUGAUAAAUUUGCUCCUCAAUUUUAUGGUUAUGGAUAACAUGAUUCUCAUGAAUUUUUAUCCUAUUUACUUGAUGGAUUACAUGAAGAUUUAAAUAGAGUCUUAAAAAAACCAACAGUUAAAGAUAUUGAGAUUACUAAUGAAUCAGAUUUAGAAGCUUCUUAAAUAUUUUGGAAUAAUUAUCUUCUCAGAAAUUAAAGUUAAAUUUAAGAAUUAAUGGUAGGUCAAUAUAAAUCAACAAUAAUAUGUCCAAAUUGUUAAAGAGUAUCUAAAUCUUUUGAUCCUUUUAUGAGUCUAUCACUUCCUAUCCCAUCUUACACUCUCCUUCAUAUAUCUUUAUAUUUUAUUUACUCACAUGAAUCUACUCCUUUAAAAAUUUAACUUAAUAUUAAAAGUGAUUAAGAUUUGAAUCAAAUCUCUUAAGAAUUAUCAAAAGUAUUGGAUAUAAAUGAAGAUUAAAUGAAUUUUGUUUUAAUUAAAGAUCAUUUAGUUAUUUAGAGAAUUUAAAAAUAUUCAAAUGUUAAAUAAUUAUUUUAAAAUGAUGGUUAAUUAUUUGUAUUCUAAGUUGAAAAAGAAUACUAUUCUUUAGAAGAAGAUUAAAUUCAUGUUGAAUUUUAUUUUUGUUCUGGUCGAGAGAAUUUUAAUUAAAAGAAUAAAAUUGUAACAUUUCCAAGGUAAUGCAUUGUUACAAAAACUAAUCAAAUAAGUUAUCUAUAUUAUCAAAUUUAUAAACAAUUUAGAAGUCAUUUUAUGUUAAUCUUAGAAGAAGGUUCACACUUCUUAAAAGAAAAUAUUAAACUUGAUUAAAUUAGUUAAAAAAUACCUGAAUCAUAAGAAGAAUUUAUUCAAGAAUUCAAAUUAUAUUCAGAAGUACCUUUUUAACUAUUUUAUAAUGGAAAAUAAUUAAGUAUUGAUAGCUAAGAAGAUAUCGAAAGCUUUCAUACAAAAUUAUUAUAUAUUCAUGUUAUUUUAAAUCCUUUGAUUACAAGAUAAGAUAUUAAUAAUCUAAAAUUUUAAAAAUGUAAAGAUUUUGUAAUUGAAUAAAACAGACAAUAGAGAAAUGGAUAAUAUUCAUUAGAAGAUUGUCUUAGAUAAUUUGCAAAAUAAGAAAUUUUAGAAAAAGGAGAUGAAUGGUAUUGUAUGAAUUGUAAAACUCAUGUUCAAGCAGCUAAAUAAAUGGAAAUUUAUAAAGCACCUUAAGUUCUAAUAAUUCAUUUAAAGAGAUUUAGGUCAGCUUAUAAUAAAUCCAAUAAUAAUUAUAAUUAUUUUAUUACUUAAGGAGCAUAACAAAAAAUUACAGCAAUGGUCAAUUUUUCUAAAACUCUUGAUCUAAAUAAUUAUGUUCUAUCAAAGGUAAAUGAUAAUGACUCUAUAGAUUACACAUAUGAUUUAUAUGGAGUAGAAAAUCAUCUAGGAGGCUUAGGAGGAGGACAUUAUACAACAUAUGCAUAUAACUCAAUAAUCAAAUAAUGGGUUGAGUACAAUGAUUCAAGUGUUAGAUUAAUGAAAUCAGAUAUUGAGAGUGAAGCAGCUUAUCUUCUUUUUUAUAGAAGAAAAAGCUCAGUUCAAUAAAAUAUAUGA
Messenger RNA from Paramecium sonneborni, 3216 nucleotides. The record is from the annotation of a GenBank genome assembly. Lineage: Eukaryota; Ciliophora; Oligohymenophorea; Peniculida; Parameciidae.